Molecule: messenger RNA, 1338 nt
Organism: Sporisorium graminicola
Lineage: Eukaryota; Fungi; Basidiomycota; Ustilaginomycetes; Ustilaginales; Ustilaginaceae
Exons: 1
Coding region: 1-1338 (445 amino acids)
Source: RefSeq, a predicted model, not a curated record
AUGUCCACGCUCGAAGGCGCAGUACCCAUCGGACUGGGCAUCACCAAGCUCCGGCUCUGGGACGAGUUGCACCGCGCACAUUGCGAGACCAUGCAGCAAGAAAGCCACGCUUCGUCCUCGCGAUCUGCCCAAGGUGCCUCUGACCUCAACUCAGCCACAGCCACAACGUCCUGCCUCGCUAGCUUGAAAGAUCUCUGCUCGAGUCGCCUCUCACAGUUAUAUCCGCCCCACAACGACCGUCAAGAUCCUGCACAUGUACCGAGUCAUGCAAAGAAACGAAGGGUGGAACCACCGGCAUCCUUGCCACCAGCCGAUACUAUCGACAGGUCACUCAAUGCGGAAGUGGACCAAACCCGGCACUCCGACUAUCAAAAUCCAAUAUCAGACUGGUUCAUGUCGAGUCCCCACGGCGUCGGCUGCUCAACGAUCGAUGACGCAGACUCGACGUCGAGCAAGGUGACAGGCGCUAUGACAGACAAUCAAGGCGUCCUCAUCCCCCCACCCCCACCCAAACCCGGACCAACCCGACGCAAGCCGCCUCCUUUGGUCGCACGUAUCAGAGCCAAAGCUCGCCGUGCCAAGAGGAAACAGCAGAAAGCCGAGUAUCGGCGUCGCCUUUUCCUAGCACAUCUGGUUCAGGUUACGCGAGAAGCUCGCCAGCGAAACGCUCGGAAACCGUCGACAAUUUCCAGCUCGGCUGUGCGAAUCACAAAGACCCUUAUUGGGAAGCAAGCAAUACAACAGGCGUGGGUGCUGUUUCCGGAGUGCCACGGUGUCGAUCUAACAAGCUUUGUCGAGACGGUAUUCGACACGGAUGUGCAGUCUUCCGAAAUCACUCCACCGUCCGAGAUUUCGGACGACGACUUGGCCAUAGCCACCAGAACGGAAAUCGAGAAUCGAAAGAGGCUGGGAGGCGCUGACGUAAAAGUGGCCAAGGGGGUGUUUCGAUGGAUGGUGGCGAGAGACUUUGCUCAGCGCUGGCCUCAAAAGAUGCAGCACGUGCGCGACAAUCCUUGGCCUGGGCUCGAGCAUGUUUGGGGCUCGCCAUCUAGUCUGGCACACGAGCAAGGGGAGAAGAAGAACGGUGAUGCGAAUGGAGAAAUGGUAGAGGAGCCGUUCCGUUGGCAAAGUGGCCGACGCAGUAGAUUCAUCAGAAAGAAGGAGGGAAAGGUCUCGAAGGGGCGGACUGCGGAAGAAGAGAGCUCAAACAUCGAACAUACUGCUAACAGCACCUCGGGAGUGCAAAAGGGAGGAAACGAGACCGUCACCAUAGGUAUCGUGCGCUCAGAAGACCUCGCGGACGUUAAGCCAGGGAGUCUGUGGCGCAGGCCCAAUUAA